GCAUCAUUAUCAUUACCACCCCUUCUUGGCGUAUAUAUAAAGAAGUCUGGGGCAGUUGCUUCACACAGACGAAUCUCGACAAACACAACGACAUCAUGAAGACCGCCAUCAUUUUCGCCCUGUUGGCUUUGGCCUCAGCCGCCCCUGCCCCUGAGAAAUUAGCAGCAGAAGCAGAAGUAGGAGGGGCUGCCCCACUACCCAUCGCCAUCGUAAGACAGGUCCAGGUCAACCCAGAUGCCCUCGGUGCCCACAGCUCCGACUUCGAAGCCGAGAACGGCAUCGUCUUCCAGUUUUCCGGAUCCGAGGGAGCCCUCGGCGGAGCCAACAUGAUCGGAUCCUGGAGCUACCCACAAGCCGACGGAACCUUAGCUGAGGUCACCUUCGUGGCCGACGAGAACGGAUUCCAGCCCCAGUCCUCGUUGUUGCCAGUGGCUCCCGCCUUCCCCCACCCCAUCCCCCAGUUCGUCCUCGACCAGAUCGAGUUCGCCCGUCUCGAGGACGAGAGGAGGGUCAAAGAAGAGGCCACUCAGGCUUAGAGAAACUGAGAAGAUGUAGUAGAAGAAGAAUGAAUGUCUUUUGUAAAAUGUUUUGACUUUCGAGAUCCGCUGGACGACUCUUAGUUGCGUGAUGCUGUUUUGAAUAAAUUAUACGAAAAGA
Molecule: messenger RNA, 657 nt
Organism: Macrobrachium nipponense
Lineage: Eukaryota; Metazoa; Arthropoda; Malacostraca; Decapoda; Palaemonidae
Product: cuticle protein AMP4-like
Exons: 3
Coding region: 96-536 (146 amino acids)
Cellular component (GO): chitin-based extracellular matrix
Molecular function (GO): structural constituent of chitin-based larval cuticle
Source: RefSeq, a predicted model, not a curated record